AUGGCCCCCAACUCCCACCCCCGACAGGUCUGGGCCGCCCCCUGCCUCGCCCGCGCCUCGGUCAGGGGCUGCUCGCCGCUCGGUGCCCACGCCACCUUGCUGUCCCUCAAUUCCGCAAACAUCUGUUGCGCGCCCACUAUGAGCCAGAUCCGCGCCAGCCUCCCCCCCCAACCCCCAUCUCUUCCCCCGCCACCCUCCCCUUCCCAGCCGGCCCGGCCUGUCGGCUUCGUGACAGCCGCCGCCGCCGAAGCCCAGGCCCCGCGGGAGCGGCCGGAGAGGAGCCGCCGCAUGGCUGGCUCCGACACCGGCCUCCCCGGCGGCUCCAGGGGCAACGGAGGGUGGAGGCCGCUGAAGCGAGACAGGAGUCGGGCCGCAGAGUUGGCAGAGCUGGGCGGGGGAGGGGGAGCCCAUGGGCGGGCUUCUCUCCGGGUCUCUAAGGCCUGUCUGUCUCCUCAUUCCUUUGCCCUUGGGUUGGGCCCGGGCCGGGACCCCGCCUGGCUGCGCGCGCUGGGGAAGCAGUUGGCUCCUGCGCCCCCUCCCCCAGUCCGGGUGAUUUACACGCCGGCUCCGCGCAGCGGCCGCUUCCCAAUCAGGAAUAUCGACCCCGGGCGGGGCCCCCGGGCCGCAUCGAUCCCUGACCAGGCGGCCCGCCGCCCGCCUGUCAGUCGAGUAAUGAAUGCGCGCUCCGGGCCCCGGGCCCCCCCGGAGUCGUUCAUCACUGCCACUAGAGUCCCCGCUUCCGCACUGGAAGCCCCCAGGCAGUCGUCCCCAAGUCCGCAUUCAGGAAUCGCCGGGAGCCACGUCCCGCCCUCUCCUCCAGGUGCCUCCGGCCUCCCGCAGUCCUCCAUUCUCCUGCAGGAGGCUCCCAUAGUGCAGGUCAGCUUGCCCUGCCCUAAGCGCCUAGGCUGCAGUCCCACCUCCGCCCUCCCCCGCCCCCGCCCCGAGCUCCCCCGCGGCCGGCUGAGUGACGGGCGGCCGGUGAUUAUGCGGAGGGGGAGCGGGGUGCGCCGCGGGCGGCAGCGCUGA
Molecule: messenger RNA, 1026 nt
Organism: Phacochoerus africanus (Common warthog)
Lineage: Eukaryota; Metazoa; Chordata; Mammalia; Artiodactyla; Suidae
Product: verprolin-like
Exons: 3
Coding region: 1-1026 (341 amino acids)
Source: RefSeq, a predicted model, not a curated record